Anopheles maculipalpis is the source of this 1986-nucleotide messenger RNA. RefSeq names its product gastrulation defective protein 1 homolog. The record is from RefSeq and is a predicted model, not a curated record. The transcript has 2 exons. Gene Ontology annotation, molecular function: protein binding. Lineage: Eukaryota; Metazoa; Arthropoda; Insecta; Diptera; Culicidae. Gene Ontology annotation, biological process: regulation of DNA double-strand break processing. The coding region runs from base 29 to 1984 and encodes 651 amino acids. Gene Ontology annotation, cellular component: site of double-strand break; nucleus.
AAAUCCACCCUUCUUCAACCGAAACAAAAUGAAUCGAGGAAAAAUAACGUUUGGCAAAAUAAAUCUCAAAUCUUCUGCCCCAUCCGCUAGCUCAACGGAAAGUGUAGAAACAGCUUCAUCAUCUACUGAUGCCACCGUAUCCGGGUUUGGAUCGUUCGGGCGUAAGGACAGUGCCAAAGACGAUCCAGUCGAGCAAAUUUCGGAAGAGUUAGACAACAGUAAGCUGCAGGAAGUGAUGGGAAUAUCGGGCUUCGGUCGAAAGCAAGCAAAACAGUUCGAUAUCAAUGAAAUGAUUCAGAAGGCCAAACAAAACGCACCGAAAGCAGUAGUGGAUGAGAAAGCUAUCAUUGAAGCGGGUGGCGAUAAGAAAGAUGAGGAUGAUGAGGACGAUGAUGAAGAUGUGAUUGGUCCAGUACCAGCUACCGCUGGAGAUGUGAAUGAGAAUCGACGGAAGACAGUCAACAAAGCGGAAGAUUCGGAUGAUGAUGAGCAGGACGAUGACGACGAUGAGUUUGAUGAAGAUGCACCGAUAAAUAAGCUACCCCACUCACACGAGGUCGAAAUGCGGCAUGGCAGUAAAGCGGUCAUUGCCCUCGCCAGUGAUCCGUCCGGUGUGCGGCUCGCAUCCGGCUCGAUGGAUUAUAAUCUCAACUUUUGGGACUUUUCCGGUAUGGACAAAUCGAUGAAAAGUUUCCGCUCGUUGCAACCGUGCGAAAACCAUCCGAUCCGCAAUCUAUCCUACUCGUUUUCGGGCGAUAUGAUGCUGGUCGUCUCGGGCAGUUCUCAAGCGAAAGUGCUCGAUCGGGAUGGGUUCGAGAAGAUGGAGUGCGUGAAGGGUGAUCAGUACAUUGCAGAUAUGUCGAAAACGAAGGGCCACAUUGCGGGGCUGACCAGUGGUUGCUGGAGUCCGGUGCGGCGGGAAGAGUUCCUUACGAGCGGUAUGGAUUCAACGCUCCGCACUUGGGUGUUUGCGAAGACAAAGGAACAGAGGGCCGUAAUUAAAACUCGCGCCCAGGGUGGGUUGAAAACAAUUCCCACGACCUGUGCGUAUAAUCGGGACGGCACACUGAUUGCGGCCGGAUGCAGCGAUGGAUCGCUGCAAACGUGGGACACGCGGAAAAUGUUCGUCCACACGACACACUGUAUCCGGGAUGCACACAGCAAGGGAUCCGAUAUAUCUGCGGUAGUGUUUUCUUACUCUGGCUUCCAGCUGGCUUCUCGGUCGAUGGACGAAACGCUUAAGCUGUGGGAUAUGCGUGCGUUUAAGAAGCCACUGCACGUGUUUGAUGGAUUGUUCAGCCGGUACGAUACGACCGACUGUUGCUUUAGUCCGGACGAUACCAUGAUACUGACCGGGGAAUCCCUGCCGAAAGAUGCCAAACAGGCACACCUGUUUGUGUAUGAUACGAAAACGUUCGAUGUGGUUGCAAAGCUUCCGAUUACCGAUUCACACGUGAUCCGCACGCUGUGGCAUCCGAAGCUGAACCAAAUAUUUGUCGGCUGUGGUAAUGGGGUUAUUCGCGGACUGUACGACGAGAAGCGUAGUAUGCGUGGUGCCAAACUGUGUGUCGUUAGGACACAUCGGAAGAAGAAAGAGUCGGAAAUUGUUGGUACAACACAAAUUAUUACGCCGCACGCGUUACCAAUGUUCCGGCAGGAAAAGACCCGCUCAGUGCGUAAGAAGCUGGAGAAGGAUCGAUUGGAUCCGGUUAAAUCGAAACGACCCGAUCUACCGAUUACCAGUGGUCAGGGUGGACGUGUGGCUAGUUCCGGUGGUACGCUCUCGUCGUACGUGAUACGAAAUUUAGGUUUAAGCAAGCGCGUUGAGGAUGAUCAGGAUCCGCGCGAGGCCAUCCUGAAAUACGCCAAGGAAGCGGCCGAAAAUCCUUACUGGAUUGCACCGGCUUACGCGAAAACGCAACCGAAGCCCAUUUUUAACAGCGAGGAUGAGCCGGAAGCGAAAAAAACAAAAACAGAACAGUAAAU